AUGUCCAAACCAACGGCUGCAGGCCAACCAUCAGACACCGCGUUCCGCAAAACAUGGGACCGCGAAGAAUAUGCCAAAAAGGCCGCCGACGAAGAAGCCAAGCGUAAAGCCGAAGGCAAAGCCCGCUACGAGGCCAAACUUCUCGGGAAAAAGUACCACGCCCCCGUGGACUAUGGCGCUCUCUCCGCAACGUCCGCUCGUCAAGAGCGCCUCAAGGUCGAUGCGAUGGUGGGCAAAACCACCAUUGUGCCUGCAGGAUCUGCACUCGGCAAGCGCGGUCGGGGAGCGGGAUUCUACUGUGCAGACUGUGAUCUGACCUUCAAGGAUAAUAUUCAGUUGGUGGAGCAUUUCAAUAGCAAGCAGCAUUUGAUCGCGACGGGGCAAAGUGGCGAGGUCGCGCGCGCGAGCGUGGAGGAUGUGCGCUUGCGGCUGCGGAUGCUGGCUCAUCAGAAGCGCGUGCGGGAGGAGGAGGAACGGAGGGCAUGGCAGCUUGAUUUGGGUGAAAGGUUGCGAGAACGGGAGGAAGUGGAGGCAAAGGAGCGAGAGGAGAGGAGGCGCAAGCGGGCUGAGAAGCGCCGUAAAGGUGGCAAUGGGGUCAAGGAAGAAGAUAAUUGGGAGGGCCGACUGGGAAUCAUUGCCUAG
This is a messenger RNA of Penicillium oxalicum, 642 nucleotides long. RefSeq names its product U4/U6-U5 snRNP complex subunit SNU23. Gene Ontology annotation, cellular component: spliceosomal complex; U4/U6 x U5 tri-snRNP complex. The record is from RefSeq and is a predicted model, not a curated record. Lineage: Eukaryota; Fungi; Ascomycota; Eurotiomycetes; Eurotiales; Aspergillaceae. The transcript has a single exon. Gene Ontology annotation, biological process: mRNA splicing, via spliceosome. Bases 1 to 642 code for a protein of 213 amino acids.